Molecule: messenger RNA, 1867 nt
Organism: Planococcus citri (citrus mealybug)
Lineage: Eukaryota; Metazoa; Arthropoda; Insecta; Hemiptera; Pseudococcidae
Product: sex peptide receptor-related protein 2-like
Exons: 2
Coding region: 171-1256 (361 amino acids)
Biological process (GO): G protein-coupled receptor signaling pathway
Cellular component (GO): plasma membrane
Molecular function (GO): G protein-coupled peptide receptor activity
Source: RefSeq, a predicted model, not a curated record
UGCUCCGCCGUUAAAUGUACAUUAAUUAGAAACAUUGUGAUCAUUAAUAAAAAUUCGUGAGUGAUAAGCAAAAAUUACCACCAGAUGAAUAAAAUUAGGUAUACCUAACUGAUCAAAAUAAUCCAUUGUUUCUACAAAUACCAAUCGGCGAAUUCGUCAAGGAAAUCAAGAUGACAUCCAACCCAUCAUUCUGCGAAUCCAUGGAUUACUACAACAAUUACAUAAGGGGCUACGUGAAUAUACCAAUAUGUUUCAUCGGAGUCAUCUUCAAUCUAUUCAACAUACUGGUAUUUACAAGGAAAAACAUGAUUUCAUCGGCCAAUCUGAUAUUCACCAAUUUGGCCAUUGCAGACUUACUUACUUUAUUGAGCAGCAUUCCAAGUUUAUGGAUAGGCUUCUUUCAAUACUACAUCGCCCUUGUCCAAGGAGAUUAUGAAAAUUGGACUCACACACGAGCGGUAAUUUAUUUAUACAGUAUAGAUUUCGUCGAGAUUUUUACCAAGAUAUCAGUAUUCUUGACAGUAAUGUUGGCCAUAUGGAGACACAUCGCUAUAGCACAUCCAUUAAAGGAACGGUAUUGGUGCAGUAUGAAGACUACAAGGAAUACAGUGAUAGCAAUUUACGUUAUUAGUGUUUUGUUCAGUAUACCGCUAUACUUUUCUUAUAGAAUCUUAAGUAUUAACGGCACUGAUAUGUAUUAUCUUCCUCUUGAGGUAGAGAAUUCAAUUCUGCUUGAUAUUUCAUUCGCAAUCACAACAGUGCUAAAACAAAUACUGCCAUCGGUUGUCCUGCCAAUAUUUUCUUUCAAACUGAUCGUUGCCCUAUUAACAAACCAACGCAAUAAGGAAAAGACAAUUUCAUCUUCAAAUACUCGAAAUAAGACCAGAAACCUGAAAAUGAAACAACAAGUCAAUCGAUCAAUAAUCAUAACGUUGACAGUUUUGGUACUAUUUUUAAUUAUUCGACUUCCCGCAGGGCUGUAUAAAUUAAUCGAUCCAAUACCUGGCGUUCAUAAUGAGCUGCCUUUUUUUGUACAUAAAUGUUUUGAACGAGUGAGAUUUAUAGUAGAAACUUUGAAUGUGAUCAAUAUGUCUAUCACGUUUAUGGUAUAUUACAUCAUGAGUCAAAAUUUUAGAGCCACGUUUAAAUCUUUAUUGUUCAAGAGUGAUGGUUUUUCUCCUCGAAAAAUGAACCUGCUUCCUUUGGGAAAUACAAGAAAAAUUGAUACGAUUCCUGAAACUGACCAGGUUUAUUGAUAGAAUAAUUUCAGUAGUACCUAUGCAGCAAAUAGAGAACUCAUUAUUGAGCUAAUUAGGUACAUAAAAUACCUAUCUCAGAAACGGAUAAUUAUGCUUUUUAUAAUGUCACAUUCCAUUUUCCCUAUUAUCAAAUCGUAAACGCUCAUCCCGGAAGAUCGCAUUAGAUAAUGGAAUAUCAUAAUUUUAAGCUUAUCACUGAUGAUUGGAAUUUGAAUGUCAGACUAACACUUCGUCAUAAAUAACUGAUAGAUAUGAAAUUUUUAUCGAAAUUUUAUUCGAUGAAAAAAUUAACAAAAGCAAGCGCAAAGAGCACAAAUUCAUGUUUUUUUUAUUGGAUUCUGAGACCAAGGUUAGGUAGGUAUAUUAUAACAAAGUGAGAAAAAUAAAUCGCUUCGAGUAGAUUUUCUCAAAUUUUUCAUUGGGCCUUUAUUUGGAUGAUUAUCAGUACCUCGAUGAAUGAAUUAUAAAAUAAGGUGUAGGUGAUAAGCGCUACGUAAAUUUCUCAAAAUAUAACAGCUAAAUUACUUAGGUACAUAUUGCAAUAAUAGUACUAGGUACACAAUGUAAUUCGAAUGGAAAUUGUUUAUAUAGGUACCUACCUAUGUAUU